This is a messenger RNA of Vespula vulgaris, 1496 nucleotides long. RefSeq names its product protein lifeguard 3-like. The record is from RefSeq and is a predicted model, not a curated record. Gene Ontology annotation, cellular component: membrane. NCBI's taxonomy places the organism in Eukaryota, Metazoa, Arthropoda, Insecta, Hymenoptera, Vespidae. The transcript is spliced from 8 exons. The coding region runs from base 544 to 1464 and encodes 306 amino acids.
AGUUAACUCCUUUUGAUUUCUAUGCAAAAAUUUAAAUAUAGAUGUCUAGUAUUGUUCUAAGAUAUUUCUGUUGAAGUAUUCUCUAUAAAUAUUAAAAAAUUAAUAUAACUAUAGAAUUAUAUAACUAAUAAAAAGAUAUAGAGAGAAAACAUUUUAUUUAAUCUUAUAAAUUUUUUUUCAUUGCCUUUGAAUAAAUUAUAUGUUAUUUUUAGAUAUGUAUACAUAUGUAAUAUGAAAGUAUCCUGACAUUGGAAAUACAACAGUAGUUAACAAAUCUAUAAAAGUGCAACUUCAUUUAACAUAAAUCGUCAUUUGUUCAUUUGUCAAAUAUAUAUUUAUAUAUUUAUUUAUUUUAAAAUAUCUCUUAUAUAUUUUUUAACUCAAUUUUUAUGCAUAUUACAAAAAUACGUUGUAGAAUAUCAAUAAACAUUAUUAUAAUAUUGGCAUAGGCAAAAAAUAAAUUGAUUAAAGUUACAAUACUCGAAUAAUAAUCUUGAAUAAAAAAAAUUUUUGUAACAUAUAAGAUUUUAUACAUUAGACUAAAUGCAAUCAACUGAAACCAAUGAACCACCAAUUGAAAAUAUUAUACAAGGACCACCACAGUUGCCCCCUUUAUUUAAAGGGCAAAAAAUACAAAGUGGUCCAUAUACCAUUACUGUAACAGAUGAUAUGGUUGCACAGAGGGAAAGACAAAAUCAAGAAUUAUAUAGAGCCUGGUUACAUGAGCAAAGAAGAAGAGAAAUGGGUGACGAAGAAGAAUAUAUGGGAGAUUUUAAAGAUUUGAAAGUGAGAAGGACCUUCAUCAGGAAAAUUUUUUGCAUAUUGGGCAUGCAACUUUUAUUUACAACAGCUGUUGUAGCAUUUUUUAUAUUUGUACCUGCUGCACAAGAAUUUAUGUUAGUUAAUUGGUUUCUUUGGCUGCUAGCUUUAAUAAUCUUUAUGGUCACAUACUGCGCUAUAGCAUUUUCUGACUGCGCAAGACGUCAAGCACCAAAUAACUACCUCUGUCUUUGUUUGCUGACAAUGGCUAUGUCAUAUUUGGCUGCCUUUGUUUCUGUAUUUUAUUCUCUAGAAGUUGUUCUUGUAGCAUUAGCUAUGACAUCGAUUGUAACUAUCACACUUAGUUUUAUAGCUACAUUUACUAAGUUUGAUUUAACCAUGCGAACAGGAUUGAUAACAAUAAUUGGAUUAGUUGGAAUUGUAGCUCUUUUUUCAAUGGUGAUAGUAUCAAUGUUUAUGUAUAUAAAAACAUUGCAUAUAAUGAUAGCCAUUAUAGGAACACUUCUUAUAUCAAUGUAUCUAUUUUUUGACGUACAAACAAUAAUGGGUGGACGAAGAAUAGAAUUAAAUCCAGACGAAGUUGUUUAUGCAACUACUCAAAUUUAUGUUGAUAUCAUUUUACUGUAUCAGUACAUCCUUUUGUUGGAUUUACAUAGCACAUUAUGGUAUAUGAUAAAUACAUAGUCUAAUUAAAAAUGUAUAUUCAUUAUUAACAA